Molecule: messenger RNA, 3716 nt
Organism: Coregonus sp. 'balchen'
Lineage: Eukaryota; Metazoa; Chordata; Actinopteri; Salmoniformes; Salmonidae
Source: the annotation of a GenBank genome assembly
UGAUUUCCGGUUCCGGUCACUGCAGAAUCAUUUCAAACGUUUGGCGCAAAAUAUGGAGAUCUGCUUGAAUAAAGAGGAAGAACAUAGGGUGAAGUUUACGUCGAAAAAAAUUGUGGUCGAACAAAUUAAGAAAUACAAAGAACUACUGAAGAAGGUUUUGAAUGGCCAAUCUCAGCUAUCCGAGGAAGCCAAGCAACUGUUACAGGAAGAGUUGCUGGUGGUGAGUUGAUCGAUUGUUUACGUCUCUGUUUGGCUAACGUUAGCUAGCCAGUUAAUGUUUUUGUAAGAUAUAUAACUACUAGCUUGCAGAGACAAAUCAAAAUACAUCUUGCGAUGUGGUACUUACGUUAGUUAAGUUAGUUAGGUAAGUUCAAUGUAGAGUCGGUGGUGCAUGAAGAAACCGCAAUAUCAGACCGACAUCCGCAACAACUAACGUUAAAGGCGCUACAUGGUCAAUCUGACAUCUGCAUUGGCUGUGCAGCAUUUAAAGCCAAGUUAUGCUUGAUACAUAAAUGUGUUCAGAGGCUUUGAAUGGCGGGUGUGACGCAGUUGCGGAGCCUCCGGAGGCAUGCAGAGGCCAAAUCAAGCUCCCUACCGCAUUGCCAUGCGCCUCUAAAAUGUUGUAACAAUGCGGAGGGCUCCAUACGGCUCUGCAUUUACAUAAUUGGGGGGCGGGAGGUCCAGUAUAAACAAACUCACUUACUUGACAACUUCCUUCACAAUAGCUCUGCUCCGCUAAGCACAAGAAGUAUGAAAGCCCUGCGGAGGCUGCAUCGCAGUAAAUGCUGAAUGGCCACUUCAGAAUGUGGAUUGACCAUGCAGAGCCUUUUAGGGUGGUGGAUUGACCAUGCAGAGCCUUUUAGGGUGAUAAGGCCUCUGCAGAAGUCAGGGCAUUCAUACUUCUUGCGCUUCAUGGAGCAGCAGAGCUGUUGUCAAGGAAGUGAGUUUGAGUUUAUACUGGACCUCACGCCCCCACCAACCAUCAACCAAUCAUGUCAAUGCUGAGCUAUAUGGAGCCCUCCACAUUGUUCCAAAAUGUAUGCUGUGCACGGCGAUGCAGUACGGAGCUCAAUUUGGCCUCUGCAUGCCCCUGGAGGCGCCGCAAUUGCGUCACACCAUCCAUACGGCGUCUCCUGCCUCAUUUUCGGAUCAAACGUAAAUUCGCUUUUAGAGAGCGAAGAAGAGCACUUGCGCAUAUGCAUACAUACUGUGUGAAUCUGUUAUUUGUAUACUAGAUGACUGAUAGGGGGCGCUGUGUUGAAGCCACCGUGACUUCAUCUUGGCACUCCCCCACAUUUUUUUUUUUUUUUACAUUUGUCAUUUAGCAGACGCUCUUAUCCAGAGCGACUUACAGUUAGCGAGUGCAUACAUUUUCAUACUGUCCUCCCCACCAUUUGAAAAAAAUAUUUAGGAAGCUAUAGAUGUGCAUUUAUUAAUGUCUACAUUAGUUUUUGCCACAUUUAUUAUAUUACAGACACCUAAAUGCAUACCUUAAAAUUAUAUUAUGUGAGAUAAAUUUUUUAUUUUUUUUUAUGAAGAAAAUAUAGACAUUUUCCUUAAAGUAUACUUAUUUUUUUGAGAUUACUAAUGUUAUUGUCCCCAAUACAAAAAAAAACUUAAAUACAUGUACCUUUGUCCAUGAAACAUUUAAUUGGAAUACUGUAGAAUUCAAUUAAUUCCUAUGGAGGACUGCGCCUACUGGGGAGUGCCAAAAUGGCCGACUGGUUACUUCAAAGCCUCUCAAUGGCCAAUACAUAGCAUCAGCAGUCCAGGUUUAUACACAUCAUUGGUGUGAAUGCAUCGCAUUCAUCUGCAAUAUCUGCAGUUCAUCCUGUUGCUCGUGGCAACGUUGUAUGGCGGAGUCUCAAUUUAACUUGAUCUCUUGAUUUUUAGAACUUCGAUACUGCUGUUCAAGAAAACGUGUUGAUCAAUAAUCAGACUUGGGAGGAGGCUCCUGAUGAAGAGGGUGAGCAUAUCUCCUAACUGUCUCCUAUUUUUUUAUACAUCUAGUGCCUUUCAGUUGAACAUAAUACAUAUCUGUGUACUGUCAGCCACAAUGCAAUUAGUUUAUUAUCCCCUUUGAUCAGUUGUUUUGAUGUUAGUGAACAUGUUUUAUAGUAAACCAGAAUAUCUGUUAAAUGCACCUGUAACUCCAUAAUUUGGAUGUUUCUGGGAAACCAUCUAUUCUUGCUGGCUGCGUGUGAUAUUAAAGUAUUAGAAAUGUAGCCUACUGUAAAUGUGAGCGCAGAUCGUUUUGAUUCUUAUUAAGCAGCUCAAGGCACAAUAGGACAUCAAUGUAAAGAUUAUUCAGUGAGGGAGGAGGAACUUGGUGUCAUCGGUGAGUUGAUAUCAAGUAGAGAUUGAACUGGACGAGUUUGUUGCUCAGUCUAAUGACAAUUAUUGGUACGAUAGAUAGAUGUUUAGUUCCCACAUUAAUGCUUUUAAACAUUUGUUAAUUCAGAAAGACUUUUAAAUUGCUUUACAUCAGUAUAAUAUCACUUCUUAGAAGAUGAAUGCAGUGCACUUGACGACCUGCUGGAUGAGAACAUUGUGGAAACGUCUCGGAAACGACGUAAAGGUCCUAAAGAGAUCCUCCCCUAUGUCGUACGGUCGCUAAAAGCGGAGCGUAAACUCAUGGUUGGUUUCACGUUUUAUUACGUCUGGGUUUAUGUAUUAUGUCAAUGAUUGAAUGGUCCCAUUGAAAAGGGUAGCAUUACUUUUGCAUAGCCAUGAUUGUCACUCUCAUACUUAAUACUGCUGUUAGAAAUUUCAUACAUUUGAAAAUAUAGCAUACACCAUGUGUUCAGACUGAAAUUAUGUUCUAUUUUUAGGGAAUGUAUGAAGAAGUAGUGAAGCCACAAGAAGUGGGAAAGGACCCAGUACAAGGUAAGCAUUUAGACCAAUCAGAUCUAAUCAACUUAAACGGUUACAGAAUAGUGUACUGAAAAUGUCUCGCUUUGCAUAACACUGGAACAUGAAAUGUUUUAUGUUCCCAUGAUUUUGCAAUUGUUUGAUAGUCAGACUCUCUCUUUUCAGAAACCAUCAUGACCAACUUAUUGGACGCUGCACCUCGUAUGUUUAGGCAAGCUAGCGCAGUAAUGAAGGUAACAGGACCGUCUAUAUAGCUUUCUCCUAUUAUUUCCCACUCAUUACACCUUCCUCUAUGUAACAUGAGUGUAUGUUUAAUAUUUGACCACAGUCUUGAGUGACUGAUGUUUGUCUGCUGUCCAGUCUCUCCAGGCAGUGCAGCAGAGGGCCGAGGGCCUGAGACAGGUGCUGAAAAUGCGUCCCACAGCUGAGUCACUGGAAGUGUUCAGGGAGGUGUUGUGCAGCAGGCCCAACGGAGAGGAAAAGACAGCUAGCGGGACCAGACCACCCAUCAAGAGAGCCAUAGAGCAAACAGAGCUCAGAAACAACUAUGCUCCUGGUCUAAAGAGGCCAGCCAUUUGUAACAGCAAUGACAAACCUGAGUGAAAGACAUGCCACAUAAUAAAUGCUUCCUGAUCAUGGAACAUGUACUCUUAUUUGUGAUUGGAAGUAUGCAAUACUGUAGUACUCUCCACGGUGAUAAGGCCUAUGUUUGCAGCAGUCUGUGAUACAAUACCGCCCUCACAUUAUGGAUAAUGGGAAAUGCACCCAAUAGUAGUGUACAUUGUUUUAUACUGUAUAUGUCACGUGUGUGUAUAUAUAUAAAUGUCUUUAGAAGAAAACAAAUA